This is a messenger RNA of Gopherus flavomarginatus (Mexican gopher tortoise), 4742 nucleotides long. It is a transcript of the gene ACE, whose product is annotated as angiotensin I converting enzyme. The coding region runs from base 281 to 4141 and encodes 1286 amino acids. Gene Ontology annotation, molecular function: metallopeptidase activity; peptidyl-dipeptidase activity. Lineage: Eukaryota; Metazoa; Chordata; Testudines; Testudinidae. Gene Ontology annotation, biological process: proteolysis. The record is from RefSeq and is a predicted model, not a curated record. The transcript is spliced from 25 exons. Gene Ontology annotation, cellular component: plasma membrane.
UCUCUCCCCUUCCCCCUUCCUUCUCUUCCUCCCCAUUCCCCCCUCCCCAAUUCCCUCUCCCCUCCCCUCCCUGUGCUGCAUGGAAGGACUUUGGCACCGCGAGUGGCUCGUUCAUCGGGCUCCCGCUCCGAGCCGCCGAAAGGAGAGUAAAAUGUUCCCGCUUAUCUGCUGGGAGAGGCCGGCUCGGUGGGCAGGGUCUGGGCAGAGCUUAUAAGCCGCCGGCCGCCGCGGGAGGCUCCCUGGCCAGGCGCUCCGGGUCCGGGCAGACGCGGGUGCCAGGAUGCCCCCAGCUCUGCGGCUGCUGCUGCUCUGGCUCGGCCGGGCGGUUGCCCUGGAAGCCGGGCUCCUGCCCCCCGACACCGACGCCAGCGAGCCCGGGGCUGCCCUCUUCGCGCAGGGCUACAACAGCUCCGCCGAGGUGGUCCUGUUCCGGAGCGUGUCCGCCAGCUGGGACUACAACACCAACCUUACCGAGCCCAACUCCCAGCGCCAGAUCUUGGCCUCCCUGGAGGAGCAGAACUUCACAGAGGCCUGGGGGAAGAAGGCAAAGGAACUCUAUGGCUCCAUCUGGAAGAAUUUCACAGACACUCAACUGAAGAGUAUCAUUGGCUCCCUCCAGACCCUGGGGCCUUCCAACCUGCCCCUGGACAAGCGUCAGCAGUACAACACCAUCCUGAGCGAGAUGGACAAUAUCUAUUCCACCGCCAAGGUGUGUCCUCCAAACCAGACCUCCAACUGCUGGGCUCUGGAGCCAGAGAUAACCGACAUCAUGGCCAACUCCCGUAGCUACAAGAAGCUGCUCUACGCCUGGGAGGGCUGGCACAGCUCAGCUGGAAACCCCCUGAGGUCCAAGUAUGAGGAGUUUGUGACGCUGAGCAAUGAGGCCUACAGUAUGGACGGUUUCAAGGAUACCGGUGCUUACUGGCGCUCCUGGUAUGACUCGUCCACGUUUGAGGACGAUCUGGAGAAACUCUACCACCAGCUGGAGCCCCUCUACCUGAACCUCCACGCCUUCGUCAGGAGGAAGCUGUACGAACGCUACGGCCCCACGUACAUCAACCUCCAGGGCCCCAUCCCUGCUCAUUUACUGGGCAACAUGUGGGCCCAGCAGUGGAACAACAUCUAUGAUAUGAUGGUCCCCUUCCCAGAUAAACCCAACCUGGACGUCACCAGCACCAUGGUGCAGCAAAACUGGAACGCGACGCACAUGUUCCGGGUCGCCGAGGCGUUCUUCACCUCGCUGGGCCUGCUGGGGAUGCCGCCGGAGUUCUGGGAGAAGUCCAUGCUGGAGAAGCCGGCGGACGGGCGGGAGGUGGUGUGUCACGCUUCCGCCUGGGACUUCUACAACCGCAGGGACUUCAGGAUCAAGCAGUGCACCACCGUCACCAUGGAGCAGCUGUUCACGGUGCACCACGAGAUGGGCCACGUCGAGUACUACCUGCAGUACAAGGACCAGCCAGUCACCUUCCGCAGCGGGGCCAACCCUGGCUUCCAUGAGGCCAUUGGAGACGUCAUGAGCCUGUCGGUCUCCACCCCCGGCCAUCUCAAGAAGAUCGGGCUCCUCAGCCAAGUCACCCAGGAUGCAGAGAGUGACAUCAACUACCUGCUGAAAAUGGCCUUGGAGAAGAUUGCCUUUCUCCCCUUCGGUUACCUCAUUGACCAGUGGCGCUGGAAUGUCUUCAGUGGCCGCACCCCCCCUAGCCGCUACAACUACGACUGGUGGUAUCUGAGAACUAAAUAUCAGGGCAUCUGUCCUCCCAUUGCAAGGAAUGAAACCAACUUCGACCCUGGUGCAAAGUAUCACAUCCCCGGCAAUACCCCCUACAUCAGGUACUUUGUGAGCUUUAUCCUGCAGUUUCAGUUUCACAAGGCCCUGUGCCAAGCUGCCAAUCACACCGGCCCCCUGCACACCUGUGACAUCUACAUGUCCAAAGAGGCGGGAGCGAAACUCGGUGAGGUGUUGAAAGCUGGCUCUUCCAAGCCGUGGCAAGAGAUUCUCUUCAAUCUGACUGGCACGGAGAAGAUGGACGCUGGGGCCUUACUGGAGUACUUCAGCCCUGUGACAGAAUGGCUUCUGCAACAGAACACCGAAAAGAAUGAAACACUGGGCUGGCCAGACUUUGAGUGGCGCCCGCCUGUCCCUGAUGGCUACCCUGACGGCAUCGAUAAAAUAGCGGAUGAAGCCCAAGCCCAAGCCUUCUUGGAGGAGUACAACAGCACGGCCGAAGUGGUGUGGAACGCCUACAGCGAGGCGUCCUGGGCGUACAACACCAACAUCACGGACUACAACAAGCAGAUCAUGUUGGAGAAGAACCUGGAGAUGUCAGCCCACACCCUGGAGCACGGCAUGCAGGCCCGGCAGUUCGACUACUCUGACUUCCAGGACCAGGGCAUCAAGCGCAUCCUGAAGAAACUGAGCGACAUUGAGAGAGCCGCCCUGCCUGAGCUGGAGCUGAAGGAGUACAACAACAUCCUCUCGGACAUGGAGACCACAUACAGCGUAGCCAAGGUCUGCAAGGGACAGGACAAGUGCUAUCCAUUGGAUCCUGACCUCACCGACAUUCUAGCCAAGUCGCGGGAUUACGACGAGCUCCUCUUCUCCUGGAAGGGCUGGCGGGACGCCUCCGGGAAGGAAAUCAAAAGCAAAUACAAGAGAUAUGUGGAGCUGAGCAACAAGGCAGCCAGGCUCAAUGGUCACACGGACAACGGGGCCUUCUGGAGAUCCCUCUACGAAACGCCCACCUUCGAAGCCGACCUGGAGCAGCUCUACCAGCAGCUGCAGUCCCUGUACCUCAACCUCCAUGCCUAUGUUCGCCGCGCCCUGUACAAGAAAUACGGGGGGGAGCGCAUCAACCUGAAGGGCCCCAUCCCAGCUCACCUUCUCGGGAAUAUGUGGGCCCAGUCGUGGUCCAACAUUUUUGACCUGGUGAUGCCCUACCCUAGUGCCACUAAAGUGGAUGCCACCCCGGCCAUGCAAACACAGGGCUGGACCCCGGAGAGGAUGUUUCAAGAGUCGGAUAAGUUCUUUACCUCCCUGGGCCUGAUCCCCAUGCCGCCGGAGUUCUGGGCCAAGUCCAUGAUUGAGAAGCCAGACGGCCGGGAGGUGGUGUGCCACGCCUCUGCCUGGGACUUCUACAACCGCAAGGACUUCAGGAUUAAGCAGUGCACGGUGGUGAACAUGGAUGACCUGAUCACCGUCCACCAUGAGAUGGGGCAUGUCCAGUACUUCCUGCAGUACAAGGACCAGCCCAUCUCCUUCCGCGACGGGGCCAACCCCGGCUUCCACGAGGCCAUCGGCGAUGUCAUGGCCCUGUCGGUCUCCACGCCCAAGCACCUGCACAGCAUCAGUCUGCUGGAUCAAGUGGAGGAUAACAACGAGAGUGACAUUAACUACCUGAUGAGUAUUGCCCUGGAUAAGAUUGCCUUCCUGCCCUUCGGGUACCUGAUGGACCAGUGGCGCUGGAAGGUGUUUGAUGGGCGCAUUCAGGAGCACGAAUAUAACCAACAGUGGUGGAACCUCAGGUUGAAGUACCAGGGGUUGUGCCCACCUGUGCCCAGGUCAGAGGAUGACUUUGAUCCUGGUGCGAAGUUUCACAUCCCAGCCAACGUUCCCUAUGUCAGGUACUUUGUCAGUUUUGUGAUCCAGUUCCAGUUCCACCAAGCCCUCUGCAAAGCCGCUGGUGACACAGGGCCCCUGCACAAAUGUGACAUCUACCAGUCCAAGGAAGCCGGAACCCUGCUGGCGGAUGCCAUGAAGCUGGGCUACAGCAAGCCCUGGCCGGAGGCCAUGCAGCUCAUCACGGGGCAGCCCAACAUGUCGGCCGAUGCCCUGAUGACCUACUUCAAGCCGCUGACGGACUGGCUGAUCCAGGAGAACACCAGGAACGGGGAGACCCUGGGCUGGCCCGAGUACAACUGGACGCCGUACGCGGGUUCUUCCAACUCCAGCGGAGGUGGUCAAGCACAGUCUAAAGUCAGUUUCCUGGGGAUGUCACUGGAUAGCAAGCAAGCCGCGGCGGGCCAGUGGGUCCUGCUUGUCCUCGGACUCCUCCUCCUCAUUGCCACCAUCGUCUUGGGAGUCAAAUUCCGCUUCUCAAGGAGGAGGGCUCACAAAUCCAGCUCGGAAAUGGAACUGAAGUAAUGCCGAACCUCACUCCUUUCCUUUGCCAUGUGUGCCCACAUGGGCCUAGUGUGUGUGUGUGUGUGUGUGCGUGUGUGUGUGUGUGUGUGGUGUGUGUGCGCACACAUAUGGGCCUGUGUGUGUCAGGGGCGUGUGUGCGAGCCUCAUGUGGCGCUGAGGCAGGAGUGCAAUCGGAUGCAUAGGACUCUUCCUUCCAAUCAGGUCAAAACUUUUGGACUAUGCAAGAGCCAAAGCAGAAGAGAAUUAUUUAUUUGUCAGUGUUUGGAUUCCCGGAAAAAAGAACCCCAAGACGAGGAGUGGGGUCACGUGGCUUGUUUCUUAUGCCCCCUGGGGCUGAUGGGCCAGUUUGAAUCAACGUUGCAUUGAUGAAUUCCCUAGUGAUUGGAAAUGGUUUUAUUAAUUGAGCAGGGGGGUCGGUUUGUGCCUGGAAGUCAUUUCCGCAGCUCCGCUGUGCGGUUGGCUCAUGUUCGCAGUGGGAAGCGUUUUGCGGGAAAAGGGCUGUUUGCUUCCCAACAGAGUCCCUCCCUCAGGCGUGCCCACCUGCCAGGCUGUUUACAUGCAUGGAUGAAAAAUAAAACAUCAUGUUUUUCCCCCUGUAAAA